Molecule: messenger RNA, 1352 nt
Organism: Ananas comosus (pineapple)
Lineage: Eukaryota; Viridiplantae; Streptophyta; Magnoliopsida; Poales; Bromeliaceae
Product: putative NAC domain-containing protein 94
Exons: 3
Coding region: 132-1040 (302 amino acids)
Biological process (GO): regulation of DNA-templated transcription
Molecular function (GO): DNA binding
Source: RefSeq, a predicted model, not a curated record
CCCAGGAGAGAAGUGUGAACAACGACUAUACGAGAUUAAGAAAAAAAGAGUAUAAAUAACUACAGCUACAACAUACAAGAAGGAGAAACAAGAAGAGGUAACUUACACCCAAAAGGAAAAAAGUAACUGAAAUGGAGAUGCAGCGGAGUAGUGGAACAGCGGAAGUGGAGCUCCCGGGAUUCAGGUUCCAUCCGACGGAGGAGGAGCUCCUCGACUUCUACCUCCGCCGCGCCGUCAACGGGAAGAAGCUCCACUUCGACGUCAUCGCCACCGUCCAUCUCUACCGCUACAACCCCUGGGACCUCCCAAGUCUAGCAAAGAUAGGCGAGAGAGAGUGGUACUUCUACGUGCCGAGGGACCGGCGGCAGGCGAACGGGGGGCGGCCGAGCCGGACGACGGAGCGGGGCUUCUGGAAGGCCACCGGCUCUGACCGGCCCAUCCGCAGCGCCGCCGACCCCAAGCGCCUCAUCGGCCUCAAGAAGACCCUCGUCUACUACCAGGGCCGCGCGCCCCGCGGCACCAAGACCGACUGGGUCAUGAACGAGUACCGCCUCCCCGACGCUAAUGGCGCUGCCGCUUCUGCAGCAGCCCCUCCCCAAGAAGACAUAGUGCUGUGCAAGAUAUACCGGAAGGCGACGUCGCUGAAGGAGCUGGAGCAGAGGGCGGCGAUGGCGCCGGAGGCCCCGCAGAUCUCCGCUUCGCCCGCGAUGGACUCCGUUUCGUGCUCUGAUCAGGAGAGCUCCCAGAAAUGGACGCCGCCGCCGGUGGACGACAUCGUGAGCCCCCUCGAGUUCGAAACGAAGGAGGUGGGGGCAGCAGCCGACUACUGCGAAGAGGUGGAGGCGGAACCGACGCCGUCGACGAUCGAAUCCGCCGCUCAACCGGCCGACCGACUUGUCCGACCGACCGGCCUCGCCGAGCUCGAGGUUCCCAAGUAUAGCGGGUUGGAGUGGAUGCAGGAUCCGUUCCUGACGCAGCUACGUAGCCCGUGGAUGGAGCAGUGGUCUCCUUACUACGCUAGUGGUGUGCUCAAUUUUUGAGAUUUUUGAAAUUGAAAUUUAAGCGAGAGGAAUUAAUAAGGAGCCAUUCAUUUUUGGAUCAUAAAUAUUGGAUCACAUCGUGGUGGAGAUCAUGAAAAAAAAGAAAAAGAAAAAACAAUUUAUGCAUCUAUUUGUAUACGUAAAUUUAUUUUUACUACAUUGUUUUUAUGUACAGUUUGCUUUUGCUAAACCACUCUACUGUAAUGCAUUCGAUUUUAAGUAAACUUUUAAUUAGCUGAACUUAAGAGCCUAAUCUCAAUUUAGGGCUCAGUUGAUCUUAUUGUCCUUUUGUUUUAACUUUUUUAAUAUAAA